AACUUGGUGGAAUGUGACGGACUAAUAGAACCCCUUUUUCGGGGCGCUCAAUAACUGAAAACCCGGUCGGCUGGUGUCGCAGUCGGAACUGUUGUUUGAGACCUAAACACAUCACUCGACAUAAAGCCGGGAUAGUUUGGUGGUUGCUUCUGUUAAAGCUGAACACUUUUUUUUUUUUUAUCUGAGGAAGCGGUGUCGCCAAGGCCCUUUUGAGUUAACUGCAGUUUCUCCCGUUGUUCACUUUACCACCGGACAUGCGAAAUGUAAGGCAGUCAUCUAUUGCUUUUGCCCAUCAUCACAAUAAGAAGAGCUUCUGUUGAAAUUUUAAAUCUGGGAUAGCACUGCAACCAAUAUCACAAUGUCAACAAGAACAACACUACCCACUGUCAACGAACGGAAAUCCGAAAAUCAUACGUCCAACAGGCAUGGCCGUGCGGAGGUGACGUCUCGGUCAGUCAGGUCGAGCGGUCGGAAUCGGAAUUCCGGCAGCUCUGGCCUGGAAGAGCAGCAGCCACAUAUUGGAAACUACCGGCUUCUGAAGACCAUUGGGAAGGGCAACUUUGCCAAGGUCAAACUGGCACGCCAUAUCCUCACUGGCAGGGAGGUGGCAAUAAAAAUGAUCGAUAAAACUCAGCUGAACCCCACCAGUCUUCAGAAGCUCUUCAGGGAGGUCCGAAUUAUGAAGAUUUUAAACCACCCAAAUAUCGUGAAGCUGUUUGAAGUCAUUGAGACAGAGAAAACAUUGUUCCUUGUAAUGGAGUAUGCCAGUGGAGGUGAAGUGUUUGACUACCUCGUUGCUCAUGGAAGGAUGAAGGAGAAAGAGGCCAGGGCUAAAUUUAGACAGAUUGUGUCGGCCGUGCAGUACUGUCACCAGAAACGCAUUGUUCACAGAGACCUGAAGGCAGAGAACCUGUUGCUGGAUGCUGAUAUGAACAUCAAGAUAGCAGACUUUGGUUUCAGUAAUGAGUUUACGGUGGGGAGUAAGCUGGACACGUUCUGCGGCAGCCCCCCCUACGCUGCUCCAGAGCUCUUCCAGGGGAAGAAGUACGACGGGCCAGAGGUGGACGUGUGGAGUCUGGGUGUCAUCCUCUACACACUGGUCAGCGGGUCGCUGCCCUUCGACGGACAGAACCUCAAGGAGCUACGUGAGCGUGUGCUGAGAGGAAAGUACCGGAUCCCUUUCUACAUGUCAACAGACUGCGAGAACCUGCUCAAACGUUUCCUAGUACUCAACCCCACCAAGAGAGGCACACUGGAGCAAAUAAUGAGGGACCGCUGGAUCAACAUGGGCUAUGAGGAGGAUGAGCUCAAACCUUUUAGCGAUCCUGAGGAUGAUAUCUCAGACCAGAAGAGAAUAGACGUGAUGGUUGGGAUGGGCUUCUCUAGGGAAGAGAUCCAGGAGUCUCUGUCUAAAAUGAAGUAUGAUGAGAUCACAGCCACCUAUUUACUGCUGGGCAGGAAAGCCAGUGAGGCGGUCAGUGAUUCCAGCUCUGGCAGUAACCUCUCUCUGGCUAAGACCAGACCCACCACUGAGAUGAACGGCCAAUCACCAGCUCACCUCAAAGUUCAGAGGAGUGUCUCGUCCAGUCAGAAAACACGCCGUCAUAGUGACCAAGUGGGUCCUGUCGUGUCUUCAGGUUUGAGUAACUCAAAGAGGGCAGUUCCCAGUGGGGACGGUGAUGUGAAACAAGAGGUCGGGGUCACGCCCCGUAAGCCCCCCUCUCAUAGUCCACCCAGUCCCUUAUUAGGCAACGCCAACAACCCCAACAAAGCCGACAUCCCUGAUCGCAAGAGAAACAGUGCCAUAACUACCAAUAAUACCUCGGGAUCUGGAAUGUCUCGCAGAAACACGUACGUGUGCAGUGACCGCAGCAAUACGGAGCGCCUGUCUGUGUUACCCAACGGGAAAGAGAACAGUGUGUCUCUGUCUCCAGCCAAGCAGGAGUCUGGUGCCUCCACUCAUAGCAUCAGCAACGCUGCCACACCUGAUAAAGUCCGUUUCCCACGAGGCACUGCCAUCCGGAGCACCUUCCAUGGCCAGCUGAAAGAGCGACGCACAGCGACCUACAACGGCCCCCCUGCCUCCCCCACGCAGACACACAGCCGCGGCAACACCAACAGCCUGCUCACCAAGCUCACCUCCAAACUCACACGCAGAAACAUGUCAUUCAGGUUUUCCAAAAGAGUGUCAAGCGAGUUUGAGAGAAGCAGGAGAUUUGAGGGCACAAGUCGCCAUGUACCUGGGGAUCAGCCGAAAGAUGAAGGGAAAGAUGGGAAAGACGGGAAGCCCCGCUCUCUCCGUUUCACCUGGAGUAUGAAUACCACCAGUACCAUGGAGCCGACGGCCAUCAUGAACGAGAUUCGGAAGGUUCUGGACGCGAACAACUGUGACUAUGAGCAGCGCGAACGCUUCUUACUGCUCUGUGUCCAUGGUGACGGCCAUGCCGACAGCCUCGUCCAAUGGGAGAUGGAGGUGUGCAAGCUGCCCCGCCUCUCGCUUAAUGGCGUCCGCUUCAAGAGGAUAUCCGGCACAUCUAUAGCCUUUAAGAACAUUGCUUCAAAAGUCGCCAGUGAACUCAAGCUAUGAAUAUGUUUAUCUGUAAUCAAUCUACAUAAAGGAAAAUGUGUUAAAAAAAAAGUGUUCAAUUCUAUAUAGGGAGAAACAAUAAGUUGUACAAUCACGUAAAGUAGAGGUUUCCAAAUGUUUAAAAACAAACCACAUGCCAUAUGUAUUCAAAAACAUGUAUAGACUUAAACGUUGC
Chanos chanos (milkfish) is the source of this 2762-nucleotide messenger RNA. It is a transcript of the gene mark3a, whose product is annotated as MAP/microtubule affinity-regulating kinase 3a. The transcript has 19 exons. The record is from RefSeq and is a predicted model, not a curated record. Gene Ontology annotation, molecular function: tau-protein kinase activity; ATP binding. NCBI's taxonomy places the organism in Eukaryota, Metazoa, Chordata, Actinopteri, Gonorynchiformes, Chanidae. Gene Ontology annotation, cellular component: cytoplasm; plasma membrane. The coding region runs from base 359 to 2587 and encodes 742 amino acids. Gene Ontology annotation, biological process: protein phosphorylation; intracellular signal transduction; microtubule cytoskeleton organization.